ACCUUCCAUUUUGGUAGCUUCAACCCUGCAGCUGCUGUGUCUCUCCGUCGUCUGGGAGGAAAACUUUCACAUUAAGAGUUGCUGAUGCCGGAUUUUCUUUCUCUCGCCUCUGCGCAUUGAUGAGCGCUCGGCUCCUGACAGGAGCGAUCUGGCUCUCAGCUUUGUGGUUCCGAAGAAGUUGGGUCUAUAGAUUUUCCCCUAACUCUCUCCAUUGAUGCGUUGAGCUUCUGAGGGAAUCCUACCUUCCCGUAAAGCAUGUUGCCUUCUCAAGGAGUCCUCCUGCAUCCCUAUGGCGUGCCUAUGAUUGUUCCAGCAGCCCCCUACUUCCCCGGACUGAUCCAGGGUAAUCAGGAAGCAGCAGCUGCCCCUGACACAAUGGCUCAGCCUUACGCUUCGGCCCAGUUUGCCCCCCCUCAGAACGGCAUCCCCGCGGAAUACACGGCCCCUCAUCCCCACCCCGCGCCAGAGUACACGGGCCAGACCACCGUUCCCGAGCACACGUUAAACCUGUACCCUGCCGCGCAGUCGCACUCGGAGCAGAGCGCCGCGGACACGAGCGCGCACACCGUCUCGGGCACCGCCACACAGACAGAUGAUGCGGCGCCCACGGAUGGUCAGCCCCAGACACAACCUUCCGAAAAUACGGAAAACAAGUCCCAGCCCAAGAGGCUGCACGUCUCCAACAUCCCCUUCAGGUUCCGGGAUCCCGACCUCCGACAAAUGUUUGGCCAAUUUGGUAAAAUCUUAGAUGUUGAAAUUAUUUUUAAUGAGCGAGGCUCAAAGGGAUUUGGUUUCGUAACUUUCGAAAAUAGUGCCGAUGCGGACAGGGCGAGGGAGAAAUUACACGGCACCGUGGUAGAGGGCCGUAAAAUCGAGGUAAAUAAUGCCACAGCACGUGUAAUGACAAAUAAAAAGACUGUCAACCCUUAUACAAAUGGCUGGAAAUUGAAUCCAGUUGUGGGUGCAGUGUACAGUCCCGAAUUCUAUGCAGGCACCGUGCUGUUGUGCCAGGCAAACCAGGAGGGAUCUUCCAUGUACAGUGCCCCCAGUUCACUUGUAUAUACCUCCGCAAUGCCCGGCUUCCCGUAUCCAGCCGCCACCGCCGCGGCCGCCUACCGAGGGGCGCACCUGCGAGGCCGCGGCCGCACCGUGUACAACACCUUCCGGGCCGCGGCGCCCCCGCCCCCGAUCCCGGCCUACGGCGGAGUAGUGUAUCAAGAGCCUGUGUAUGGCAAUAAAUUGCUGCAGGGUGGUUACGCUGCAUAUCGCUACGCCCAGCCCACCCCUGCCACUGCUGCUGCCUACAGUGACAGAAAUCAGUUCGUCUUCGUUGCAGCAGAUGAAAUUUCUUGUAACACCUCUGCAGUUACGGACGAGUUUAUGCUACCGACCCCUACCACCACACACUUGCUCCAGCCCCCACCUACGGCGUUGGUGCCAUGAAUGCUUUUGCACCCUUGACUGAUGCCAAGACUAGGAGCCAUGCUGAUGAUGUGGGUCUCGUUCUUUCUUCAUUGCAGGCUAGUAUAUACCGAGGGGGAUACAACCGUUUUGCUCCAUACUAAAUGACAAAACCAUAAAAACCUUCCAAUGUGGGGAGAAAGGAAGCUUUCCGAGGCCUGGGUAUUGCAAUACAUGCAGUAGUGCAUCAUUUUAGCAUCUAAAAAAAAAAUAAAAAGAGGAAAAAAAGUACAUUUUUUAUCUUAUACCUCAGAUAUUUUGUUCUGUGUAUUUUAAUAUUGUGGGUCUUUCAUUUCCUGAAGGUUCCGUAGUUUGGUUGCUGGCUGUAGGAGUUUUUGUGGUUGAUCUAGAGAGAUGCUAGCUAUGACUAAAAACUGGUGUAGGGCCAUAUCCAGAGUGCUAUCUCAUGUAAAUGAAUUAUAUAUGCUGAAUAUUAAGCUACUGGGGUUAUCAGCUGUUUGGGAAGCGUGUAAGUGACUACAGGAGUCAUGUUCUUCUGCAUCUGCAUUAUUUUAUUUUAUGAAAGGGGAAGGGUGGGCGGCACCUAGGGGGUUGGGACUGGGGUUUGGCUGAAAGAAAAAAAAAAUAGUAACUGAUGAAUCUAAACGACCCACACUGCACCAACAACCAUAUAUCAACGGUUCUAAGUCACUCGUUGUCAGUUCAAGCCAAAGGUUAUGUUGUUAAGGGGAUGCUUCUAAUAAUACUUGUGCAUCCGAGCUGAAUGCAGCUGUGCAAACCCACCCUUUAAACCAUUCCACCCGGCGGUAUUCAGCUUCUUAACCAGCCGCUAGUUAUUUAGGCAAAAGACUGAUAGUUAGGCCAUCCACAAGCAUUCUUUUUAUAUUUCUUCCAGUAUAAUAAAUUAUUGAUAUCAUUGCUGACUUUUAUAUUAUGGGAGGGAAAAAAAAAUAACAUUAAUAAAAAGGUGAUAAAAAGCACUGUUUCUAUUUUUUUCUUUUUUUCCAAAAAAAAGAAAGUAAUAAAAACUUAAAUUCUUUGUACCAGUGAAAAAAAAUGUAUAAAAUUUACAUCUGUGCAGUGGCAUUGUUAAGUUCUAGAAACAGUCAUAUGAAGCUUUAGUUUUAGCCUUGUAGAACAACUGUUACAGACAGACGUAUAAUUUUUAUGGAAUUACAUGAUAAUCAUAUUCGGAUUUAUAGAAGCAUUUUACAAGUAUUGCAGUCAUUGGGUAGAGAUAAUCAUGGUACUUUCAUCCGCUUGGUACUUUUUGAAACAUGGCCGUGUCGUGUAAGCAACCUGCAAUUUUUCAGUCCGUGAGAGCCCGCCCUCCCAUUCCUCCUGGUCCCCGAGGAUUCUCUCAAAUCAGUAUCUUUAGUUUGUUUUUUUUUUUUGUCUCCAAGGCCCAGGACACUUGUCAGAAGGAAGCAAAAAAGUAGGUCCACCCUCAACAGCCCCCAAAGAACAAAGUCCCCCCACCUCUGACGCAGGGCCCGAGUGACACAGCCGAAAAAUUGCAGUUUGUCCGUAUACUUCUUCUGUUUGAAGUCUUUCCAUGUUGUCCUGUUUACAAAGUUAAUCUAAGUUGGGUGUCACAGACCUUCCUGUUUUUGUAUUUAAAUAAAAAAAAAAUCCUGCAGCAAGUCGUCCCCAGUAGUUUUGCUGCCAUAGGUAAAAUUUCCAUGUGUGCGGUGCAGGCCAUCUGGCAUGCACUUUAGUAAAGCUAUCAAUUCACCGCUGUGACCUGCCAAACUGCUGUAACAACUCUGCUUUAAGACAAAAACCAAACAAAACUUAAAAAAAAAAAAAAAGUGUUUGUGAUCCAGCUUUUCUCUUGUCAUCCUAUGUGCAUGCAGUAAGAUCGGUUGGAUAUUAAAUAAAGUCUCACGAGAUUUGAAAACCGAGUUUCUGUAGCUUCGCUAUCUAAGACAGAUCACCGUGAUCUUGCAAAAAGAGAGAAACGGGGGAAAAAACUGCUUAGCGGCCAAAAGUAGAAAAAGAUGUUCUUUUGACCAGAUUGAUUUGGUGGGGGCGGGGGCGCGUGAGGGUGUUUCAGAGCAUCCCUGAGACAUUCUCGUCCCCCUACCUGGAAGAUGGUGUCAUGACAAUGGGUGCCUGGUUGAUGUUUUUAAGGGAAACGAUGUACUAAAAUGCUACCGCAUCCGACCCCAAAGGGGAACAAGGUAGAAGGAACAGAGGGCUCGGGAGAAUCAAGUGAUGUCUCCCAUUUGCCUCAGAUUUCAAAAUCCAGAAUUUGCAUUGUAUUUGGAAUCACAAACAUAGAAUUCUUACUGUGUUGGUUCAAGUAAAAUUAAUUUGCAGUUUUGAUUUUCAUCGAUGAGCUGUACUUUCCCCCAUGAUUGUAUGUAGUUUUAAUAAAAUCAUUUAGAGCCGCCUGGGUGCCAACUGAUGUUACAGAAUCUUUUGUCAGGCACUCCUCCAAGAGGCCAAUAAGUCAUUUUAAACUGUAUGUCAGAGAUGUAAACAGACAUUUUGGAUUUUUUUAAACGGUAUUUAUUUGGAAUGUUUUCAUUUAUCUAAAUAACUAUUGCUAUUAUGAAUUAUGGAAAAAAGAUUACUAUCAUGUGUGGCAUAUAGUGACUUAACACACACCUCACGCAAUCUGCAAACCCAGAAAAUGUGUAUAUCUGUCUUUAGAAAUUAGUGUUUAUAUCACUUACAGUGGUUUGUGAAUAAAGAAAACUGGUUUGUAAUAUCAAAAAAUAAAAGCUUAGUCUGAAAAGGUC
This is a messenger RNA of Orcinus orca (killer whale), 4169 nucleotides long. It is a transcript of the gene RBFOX1, whose product is annotated as RNA binding fox-1 homolog 1. Gene Ontology annotation, molecular function: mRNA binding. Gene Ontology annotation, biological process: nervous system development; regulation of alternative mRNA splicing, via spliceosome. The transcript has 14 exons. Gene Ontology annotation, cellular component: nucleus; cytoplasm. The record is from RefSeq and is a predicted model, not a curated record. Bases 256 to 1443 code for a protein of 395 amino acids. Lineage: Eukaryota; Metazoa; Chordata; Mammalia; Artiodactyla; Delphinidae.